ACUCAGACCAACGCCAGGGCAGGAAGGUCACUCAGACCAACGUCAGGGCAGGACAGGUCACUCAGACCAACGCCAGGGCAGGGCAGGUCACUCAGACCAACGCCAGGGCAGGACAGGUCACUCAGACCAACGCCAGGCCAGGGCAGGUCACUCAGACCAACGCCAGGGCAGGACAGUUCACUCAAACCAACGCCAGGGCAGGACAGGUCACUCAGACCAACGUCAGGGCAGGACAGGUCACUCAGACCAACGUCAGGGCAGGACAGGUCACUCAGACCAACGCCAGGGCAGGACAGGUCACUCAGACCAACGUCAGGGCAGGACAGGUCACUUAGACCAACGUCAGGGCAGGACAGGUCACUCAGACCUACGUCAGGGCAGGACAGGUCACUCAGACCAACCUCAGGGCAGGACAGGUCACUCAGACCAACGUCAGGGCAGGACAGGUCACUUAGACCAACGUCAGGGCAGGACAGGUCACUCAGACCUACGUCAGGGCAGGACAGAUCACUCAGACCAACGUCAGGGCAGGACAGGUCACUCAGACCAACGUCAGGGCAGGACAGAUCGACUAGUGUACUGACACAUGCUACUCUAUGUCUCAAUCCGUCGCAGAGCCAACUUACACUAUCAUUCAAAGCCAAAAUUCACAGCCUAAACCAGAAUUGAAAUUUACUCCUAAAAUGAUAAAAAACCUCUCAAAGAAACACGAAAAUUAUCCCAGGCUAAACUGUAAAUCCAAGUCAAGGGAUUCAAUUCCACUAUUCCAUUUUUAUGUUCAAAUUCCUUCUUCCAACACAAAGUCAGUCACAAAUUCUAUAGUACAUUUCCCAAUCCCAAAAUCUCGGUGCCACUCUAGUCUCAGACUCAAAAUCACAUUGCUGAUCUAAGUCUUAAUCAAGUUGGCAAAGUUCAAACUUCGACCUCCACUGGCAGGUUUCAACCUUAGUGCUAAGUUGUACUUCAAGUUUAAAACCCAAAUCAAAGUUCUAUUCCAUAGCCUUCCCUUGGUAUCCAACAUCCUUUACGUAUCCUAUUAUUAUCCCUCCCUCCCCCUCGGGUAUCCUUCCGCCAUCCCUCCCUAAUCCUAUAGCCUUAAAUCGUCCCUCUAACCUCUUGGUAUCCUUCCAGCAUCCCUAAUCUUCAGGUAUCCUACCUUCAUCCCUAUCUAAUCCUCCAGUAUCCUUCCAUAAUUCCUCACUAAUCCCCAAGCAUCCUUCUAGCACCCCUAAUCCUCGGGUAUCCUUCCAUCAUCCCUAAUCCUCGGGUAUUCGUCCAGCAUCCAUAAUCCACGGGUAUCCUUCCAGCAUCCCUAAUCCUCGGAUAUCCUUUCAGCAUCCCUAAUUUUAGGGUAUCCUUCCAGUAUCCCUAAUUCUAGGGUAUCCUUCCAGCAUCCCUAAUCCUCGGGUAUCCUUCCAGCGUCCCUAAUUCUAGGGUAUCCUAUUAUUAUCCCUCCCUAUCCCUCGGGUAUCCUUCCGCCAUCCCUCCCUAAUCUUCAUAUAUCCUUGAAUCAUCCCUCUUACCUCUUGGUAUCCUUCCAGCAUCCCUAAUCUUCAGGUAUCCUGCCUUCAUCCCUAAUCUUCAGGUAUCCUGCCUUCAUCCCUCUCUAAUCCUUCUGUGUCCUUCCAUGAUUCCUCACUAAUCUCCAAGCAUUCUUCUAGCAUCCCUAAUCCUCGGGAAUCCUUCCAUCAUCCCUAAUCGUCGGGUAUUCUUCCAGCAUCCCUAAUUCACGGGUAUCCUUCCAGCAUCCCUAAUCCUCAGGUAUUUUUCCAGUAUCCCAAAUCCUUGGGUAUCCUUCCAGCUUCCCAAAUCCUUAGGUAUUCUUCCAGCAUCCCUAACCUUCGGGCAUCCUUCCCUCAGCCCUCGCAAGUCGUCUGUAUUCUUCCAGCAUCCCAAGCCUGUCAUCUCCCCCUCCUUAUCUUCACGUAGUUCACCAGCUUCAAGCAUCUGCUCCAAGCUAUGCUCGACUCUCUACACCACCUGAUCAAAAACAGAGUUAAAACGUCAUAUUCUGGAACUCUGCUGACCUGACCUGGUUUGACCUAACUUGACCUGUGCUGACCUCUCACGCCAGUACGAUGUCACCCCCAUCGUGGCCUUCGCUCGCUACCCCCACCUGCUGGGGAUGGGAAAGGUGGUGGAGAAAGGUAUGGGCAGUGCCCACACAGCUGCUGAUAGUGCCCACACAGCAGGUGACAGUGCCUACGCAGCAGCUGACACUGCCUACACAGUUGCUGACAGUGCCCACACAGCAGCUGAUAGUACCCACACAGCUGCUGACAGUGCCAGCACAGCAGGUGACACUACCCACACAGCUGCUGGGAGUACCCACACAGCAGCUGACACUGUCCACACAGCUGCUGACAGUACCCACACAGCUGCUGACAGCACUGUCGUUGCUGCUGCUGCUGCUACUGCUUCCAGCGACCACCGGGCUGCCUCCUGUAAUCAGAGUGGGUGCUAUGUUUACCUUGGAUCAGCGGGAGGGACCGACGGAGCUGGCCUUCAAGUACGCCGUCUACCGCAUCAACAAAGACUCCAGCCUCCUGGCCAACACCUCCCUGGUGUACGACAUUCAGUACGUGCCCAGAGACGAUUCCUUCCACGCCUCCAAGAAGGCAUGCGAGCAGAUCUACUUCGGUGUACAAGCUGUGUUUGGUCCCUCAGAUCCUCUCCUAGGGUCACACAUCCAGUCCAUCUGCGACGCCCUUGAUAUACCUCACCUGGAGGCUCGCCUCGACCUCGAACCUGAGUACAAGGAGUUCUCCAUCAAUCUCCACCCGAGCCACGAGGUGCUCAACAGGGCCUUCCAAGAUGUCAUGACCUUCCUGAACUGGACUCAAGUUGCUAUCAUCUACGAGGAGGACCUAGGACUCAUCAAGCUGCAGGAGCUAGUGAGGACACCGUCCAAGGAUCACAUGGAGUUCCUAAUCAGACAAGGGUCACCUUAUAACUACAGGGAACUCCUGAAGGAGAUCAAGCAGAAGGAGAUCUUCAACAUCAUCGUCGACACCAAGCCGGAGAACAUGAAUCACUUUCUCCGAGGGAUACUUCAGCUCCAGAUGAACGACUUCAAGUAUCACUAUUUAUUUACAACCUUUGACAUUGAGACGUUUGACCUGGAAGACUUCAAGUAUAACUUUGUCAACAUGACUGCCUUCAGGCUGGUCGACUCUGACCACUACCGCGUCAGGAGGGUUCUCAAGGACAUGGAGAAGUUCCAGCCUAUAGGGCACAAUAUUCUCAACCAGAGCAGAGUUAUACAGAUAGAGCCGGCCCUCAUCUACGACAGCGUGCAUGUCUUCGCUCUAGGUCUGCAGGCUCUGGAGCGCUCUACGACCCUCAAGGUUGCUAACCUCUCAUGUGAUCAUGAGCUGCCCUGGGGAGAUGGAUCCUCCCUCUUCAACUACAUCAACUCGGUUGAAUUCAGAGGCAUAACGGGGCCUAUUCAGUUCAAGGAAGGAAGGAGGACAAACUUCAAGCUCGAUAUACUCAAACUGAAGCAGCAUUCCCUCGUGAAGGUAGGGGAGUGGGGACCUGGAAGCGGUGUCAACAUUACAGACAGGGCCGCCUUCUACGACCCUGGCACCAUGAACGUCACUCUUCUCGUCACCACCAACUUGGAGACGCCUUACGUGAUGCUAAAGAAGGAUGAGGCAACCUUAGAGGGCAACGAUCGCUACAAGGGAUUCUGUGUUGACAUGCUGGAACAUAUCGCCACCAUGAUCGGCUUCCAGUACAAGAUCCAGGUUUCUCCCUCCCGAACCUACGGGAUCCAGGACCCUGUCACGGGAGAGUGGAACGGCAUCGUUCGUGAGCUGCAGGAUAACAAAGCUGAUCUGGCCAUUGGUUCCAUGACUAUCAACUAUGCCAGAGAGAACGUCAUCGAUUUUACCAAGCCUUUUAUGAACGUAGGGAUCAGUAUAUUGUUCAAGGUACCGACCAGCCAGCAGACCCGCCUCUUCUCCUUCAUGAACCCGCUGGCCAUUGAGAUCUGGCUGUACGUACUGGCCGCCUACGUGCUGGUCUCCAUCACUAUGUUUAUCGUGGCACGCUUUUCACCCUACGAGUGGCAUAACCCGCACCCGUGCGCCCAGGAGAGCGACGUGGUGGAGAACCAGUUCUCCCUCUCCAACAGCUUCUGGUUCACCAUCGGCACACUCAUGCAGCAAGGCUCCGACCUCAACCCCAAGGCGUGCUCUACGAGGAUCGUGGGCGGAAUCUGGUGGUUCUUCACACUCAUUAUCAUAUCCUCCUACACUGCCAACCUCGCUGCCUUUCUCACAGUGGAACGAAUGAUCACACCGAUAGACGACGUGGAGGACCUGGCUACUCAAACCGAGAUUCCCUACGGCAUCCAGGCGUCUGGCUCCACUAUGACCUUCUUCAGGGACUCCAAGAUCGAGACCUACCAGAAGAUGUGGCGGUUCAUGGAAAACAAGAAACCCAGCGUCUUCGUGCACACUUACGACGAAGGUGUGAGGCGGGUGUUGGAGGGUAACUACGCCUUCCUCAUGGAGUCUUCCAUGCUGGAUUACUACGUCCAGAGGAACUGUAACCUGACGCAGAUAGGUGGCCUCCUCGACUCCAAGAGCUACGGCAUCGCUACUCCCAUGGGGUCGCCGUGGCGGGACAAGAUCUCUCUGGCCAUCUUAGAACUGCAGGAGAAGGGUGUGAUCCAGGUGUUGUAUAACCGCUGGUGGAAGAACACCGGCAACACCUGCAACAGGGAAGACAACAACAAGGAAAGCAAGGCUUCAGCCCUCGGCGUCGACAACAUUGGUGGUGUGUUCGUGGUGUUGCUGUGUGGUCUGGCAUUUGCAGUUCUCAUUGCUAUCCUGGAGUUCUGCUGGAACGCCAAAAGAAACGCCCAGAUGGAUCGGGCUUGCAGUAUGCAUUUAGGUGAAGGACCUUUCAAACAAUCCCUCUGUGCGGAGAUGGCGGAGGAGCUGUGCUUCGCCAUGAGAUGCCGGGGUUCCAGGCAGCGUCCGGCACUCAAACGGCAGUGUUCCAGAUGUGUGCCAGGUGCCACGUACGUUCCAGCGGGGCUGGAAGUACCUCACAUCAACGGUAACGGAGAGAGUGGCCAGAGAGGGAUGAAUGACCUUCAGCAGCGGAAGUCUUCCCUGAAGACUUCCCUACACAAUCUGGUACCUCCAUACGACUCAAAACACUCUCUAAACACCCACUGCUGAGUCACCAACCAGAGUGCUUGGUGAGCAGACAGUUAGCAAAGAAAGAGUACCAAUCCUGAAUGACGAACAGACAACGAAAGUAGGAACCAGAGUUCUUGGUAAGAGGAAAGUUAGUGAAGAACGACACGAGAAGACAGCAAAGAGAGAGCAUCGAAAAUACUUUCGCUGAUGCUGACAGCUGACGAAGAGAUGACGAGCUCUAAGUAAAGAACACACUGACAGCGAAACGAGAAAUGAAUGUGUUCACUGGACUUAAUAUUCAAUAGACAUCGAAGAAAGAGUGCCAUAGUUGCAGUCGUUUGAAAUGAACAUUCUGCGAAUUGACGAACGAGAGUGUUUCGCGAGUACAGAGGAGUACCAAACCUGAAGUGUAAAGAGUGUGUCGAAUUAAAAUGGUUACAGCACCUGUUACACGAACCUAGAUAGCUAUAAGUUACCCCUGCGAGAUAGGGAUGGAAGCUCCAUCACCAGUUCGCUAAUCGCGGUCAGAUAUCCAACGAGUCUGGCUGUUGGUGAUUGCCUUAGUGCCAAAGGACUUUGAUGGCUGACUGACGCAUGAACAUGAAACUGAUGGGUAAAUACUCAUUAGUGCGUUGAAGAGAGCCAAAGAGCCGUCUUGCAUAAAAUGCAAACUUUUGGUACCAUUCCGCUCAGCGGAGACACAUUUCUUUUCCGAAAGUGAUAUACCUAAAUCAGUAUUUUUGACGUGUAUCUUAAGUGUUCUUUGGUGGGCAGGGGAGGGAAUCAUGUCUCCACUCGUCCCACCCUCCACCUCUUCCAUAGCAUUGCGAUCUAUAUAAACUUCAUACAGACAUAACAGCGUCGUGACAAAAAAAAAAAAAAAGAGACUCUGUAUAUCAAGCUUCAGUUGGAAAAAACUUUUGCUCUGUUUAGAGCUUGAUCAUGAUUUGAUAAAGAUCUACACAGAGCAAAAGUUGUCCAAGUAAAAGCUCCGUUUUUCAUCCACCAUGUCUCUUUUCUUCAUUGUUCUCGUCAGUACUUCGUUUGGCUCUAAGUCUGCAGCUUCGUAUACACUCCAGCUGACUCUCAACGUGCUGUGAAAAGACAUUUUUACGGUGCAUCUCUAUAACAUAGUAUAAGCGUGUGUCUCAGCGUCCAGGUCUCAGCUUCUGCAUAAAGUCCGAGAAUCUGGCACGCCCGAGACCGUCUUCAACAGCUCACAAUGCAGCUAUUACCCAGAGUUAACAGUAGUUUAUGUCCACUCAUACACACACACACAC
Messenger RNA from Cherax quadricarinatus, 6436 nucleotides. The record is from RefSeq and is a predicted model, not a curated record. NCBI's taxonomy places the organism in Eukaryota, Metazoa, Arthropoda, Malacostraca, Decapoda, Parastacidae.